AUGGGGAACAUACUGACCUGUUGUGUGUACCCCAGGGCCAGCCCUGAGUUGGACCAGAACCAGGGGUCAGUGUGUCCCUGUGAGUCUGAGAUCUAUGAGGCAGCAGCUGGGGACAUGAUAGCAGGAGUGCCUGUGGCUGCUGCUGUAAAGCCUGGUGAGGUGACUUGUGAAGCUGGUGAGGGCCUCCAUGUACACCAUUUGUGUAAACAUACUCCACUUGAUUUACCUUUGGAGUCUAACCCUUCUGACCAUCCAGAGGCAAGCACAAUAUUCCUGAGAAAAUCUCAAACAGAUGUACAAGAAAAAAGAAAAAGCAACUAUACAGAGCGUGUAUCUACUGAGCAUUUUACUCAACAAUGCAGUUCAUGUUCGACAAUAUUCCUUGAUGACAGCACUGCCAGCCAGCCUCAUCUUACAAUGACACUAAAAAGUGUGACCUUGGUGAUAUAUUAUCAUAUCAAGCAAAGAGAUGCAGAUAGAUCUUUGGGCAUAUUUGAUGAACGGUUACACCCAUUUACAUGAGAAGACGUUUUGGAGGAAUAUUUUAAAUAUGAUCCUUAACACAAAUUGGUUUUCAGUUUUGUUUGUAUUCUGUUUAAAGCCAUAAGGCUAACAGCUGAAUUUGCAAUUGUAAGUUUGACCUAUGGAGGAAAGUCAACUUCAUGGCCAGGAAUGAAAAAAUACUUAUGUGAAUACUUCUUUAGCAACCAGCUGGAGUCUAGAGGAGAAGGCUCCUGCUGUGCACUUGGAAUGAAAGCCCUGAAAGGGCGCUGGACCAGAUACAGGCCUUCUCAAGGAGCUGCAAGUCAUUUGGAACUCUUAGCACAUGCUAGAGGGAAGCAGGAGUGGUGCUUCCAGAUAAACCUUGAGAUACAGAAUAGCCACAGAUCCCUGUGUCCCAUCCCAUCCCCAAUAGGAGUGUUGCAUGUGUUUAGAAAUUGGGCUGAUGAGUUAGAAGUUCCAGUGUUCCCCUCAGGCAGUCUGAGAAACAUUGCUGGAGCAUCACCCAGUGCUCACCACACUCAAGAGGUUCCCGGGGCACUCAUACAACCACAGCAGCACUUUGGGGGCCCCGAGUUACCUGUGAGAGUGAAUGAGUUGGAAAGGGAAUUCUUGAAGCUAAUUGAUUAUAAUAUCAGCGUUACUGGCAGUAUUUAUAGCAGAUUCUACUUCAAUCUUCGAACCUUGGCACAUGACAACAGCCUGUAUUCACUAGUUUAUCUUCUUGACAGAGAAAGAGCAUGGAAGCUGGAGGCUUUUUCAAGGAUGGAACAAGACAAAGUUUUCUAUAGUGCUGCCAAGAACAGGUCUUUGAGUACUGAUGAUUUAAUUCAUUUUCAGCGUGCUAAGGCCAUCCUCUUCUGA
Messenger RNA from Gorilla gorilla gorilla (western lowland gorilla), 1365 nucleotides. RefSeq names its product cyclin-Y-like protein 2. The transcript is spliced from 12 exons. NCBI's taxonomy places the organism in Eukaryota, Metazoa, Chordata, Mammalia, Primates, Hominidae. The record is from RefSeq and is a predicted model, not a curated record.